Hansenula ciferrii is the source of this 1149-nucleotide messenger RNA. RefSeq lists its product as uncharacterized. Lineage: Eukaryota; Fungi; Ascomycota; Saccharomycetes; Phaffomycetales; Wickerhamomycetaceae. The transcript has a single exon. The coding region runs from base 1 to 1149 and encodes 382 amino acids. The record is from RefSeq and is a predicted model, not a curated record.
AUGUUUGAUUGGGUAAACUCAUAUAUUUAUGGUAACACUAGUAGAAAUUCAAUUAAUGAUGAGCUUAAAUUUGACAUAUCUUCAAAUGAAGCCAUAGAAUAUUUCCAAACCUUAACUAUCGAAGAACUCAAAGAACAAUUUGAACUUCAUUUUGCGCCAGUUAAAAGUCAAUUGAAGAAUUAUGGAAUUGUUCGUUGUGAAUCCAAGAAAUUUUGUUCAUUAAUUUUAAAUGAUAAUCUUUCACCAUCUUUCAAAAUGAAUCAUAUAUUUGAUAUAGUUUGUUUUAACUUAUCUGGUUAUGAAAAAUGCUUUCUUUAUCUCAGACCUAAAUAUGGAUCGAAUUGGUCUAAAAAGAAGAUCAAAUUUAUGGAGAUCAUAAGUGCACAUUUGAAUAUUAUUAUCAUAAAGAAGAAGAGUAUAACAUUAGAUGAUGUUAUUUCUGAUCUAAAAAUCAAAAUUAAUUGUUCAAUGGAUCAAAGAAUUUUAAUCCCUGAUAAUCACCGUGAACAAGAACCUCUAUAUAUCAUGUACAACCCAAAAUCAGCAAUGAAUUUUUAUCAAAAUGUUGAGAAUCUUUCUAAAAUGACUCAAAUGAUUGAUUUAUAUAAAUCAAGAAUUGAGAAUAAUCCAUGGCAAAGUUAUACAUUAAUUAAAGUUGUACCUAAAUUACAUCAUCAUAAUGAUGUUAAUGGUGGAAAUGUAUUUAAUUCAAAUAAUUUUUUACAACAUCAUGAAUUGGAUUAUAACAAACCCAAUGAAGUAUUUAUCUUUAUUGAUACAGCAGCUGAUGGACUUCGUCAAAGCCAUUAUAAAAAAAUUAUCAAACCAAUUAAUUCAGCUAAAUCAAUUUACAGGUCUUAUCAUACUUUAAAAUCUCCUAAAGAGAUGUUAAUUCAGAUUUUGGGGGAAGAUUUCAAAAGUUGGUUUUUUUAUAUGCAAGAGUUACUAAUCAAUAAACAUUUGAAUAUUGUUGAAAAUAGAAAUAGAAGACCAUCAUAUUUCAAAGGAUCAGCUAGAAUUCAUCCAGAUUCAAAUAUUUCUGAAUUUGUUCAAGUUGGAUAUAAAUUGAAUUUAUCAAAUGAAUAUAUAAAAUCAGUUUGUAUGUCACCUGGUAUCUUACCUAGUUAUGAUGAGAUUUCUGGGUCAUGA